This is a messenger RNA of Gymnodraco acuticeps, 2160 nucleotides long. Its product is annotated as keratin, type I cytoskeletal 13-like. The record is from RefSeq and is a predicted model, not a curated record. The transcript has 7 exons. Lineage: Eukaryota; Metazoa; Chordata; Actinopteri; Perciformes; Bathydraconidae. Gene Ontology annotation, molecular function: structural molecule activity. Bases 56 to 1249 code for a protein of 397 amino acids.
GCCCCAGCAGCUCUUCACUCUUCGCUCAGAGCCGACCACCAGCCGACACUCAGCCAUGUACUCCAGCAACCGCAACAACAUGUCCUCCUCAUCCUGCCGCGUCGGCAGCAUGGGGGGCGGCAGUGUGUACGGAGGAGCCGGAGGGUCCGGAGUCCGUGUCUCCCAGGCCAACUCGUCGUUCUCCGCUGGCAGGUCCUUCAACCUGACCGACUGCGUGGACGUGUCCGCCAACGAGAAGGCCACCAUGCACAACCUCAACGACCGCCUGGCCACAUACCUGGACAAGGUGCACAGCAUGGAGAAGGCCAACGGAGAGCUGGAGCUGAAGAUCAGACUUUUCCUGAAGAGCAAGAGCCGACCUGACGCCCACGACUCCUCCGCCUUCAGGGCCACCAUCAUAGACCAGCAGGACAAGAUAAACUUCGCUGCUCGUGGAAACGCCGCCAUUGUCCUCGCCAUCGAUAACGCCCAGCUGGCCGCCGAGGACUUCAAGAUGAAGUAUGAGAACGAGCUGGCCAUGCGGCAGUCGGUGGAGGUCGACAUCACCGGGCUGAGGAAGGUCCUGGAUGGGCUGACCCUGAGCCGCGCCGACAUUGAGAUGCAGAUCGAGGCUCUGAAAGACGACCUGAUCAGAAUGAAGAGGACCCACGAGGAGGACCUGCUGGUUCAGCGGCAGCAGACUGGAGGUCAGGUGAACGUGGAGGUGGACGCCGCUCCUCAGGAGGACCUGUCCGCCGUCAUCGCCCAAAUCAGAGAACACUACGAGACCGUGGCCUCAAAGAACCGCAAAGACCUGGAGUCCUGGUUCCAAACCAAGACAGCCGAGCUGAACCAAGAGGUUUCUGUGAGCACUGAGACGCUGCACACCACCAAGUCUGAGAUUGGAGAGGUCAGACGAUUAGCGCAGAGUCUGGAGAUCAAACUGCAGGCGCAGAUCAGCAAGAAAGGAGCUGUGGAGAUGUCUCUGGCUGAGACCCAGAGCCGCUACUCCGUCAUGCUGCAAGGUUACCAGAGGCAGGUGGAGGCUCUGGAGAAUCAGCUGGGCCAGCUGAGGGGCAACCUGGAGAGGCAGGGACAGCAGUACCAGAUGCUGCUGGACAUCAAGACUAGACUGGAGCUGGAGAUCGCCGAGUACAGGAGGCUGCUGGACGGAGAGAGCCUUGUCACCACUACCAAGACCAUCACGAGCACCAGGGGUGGUGACCAUUACGAAGGAAGUGGACGAACACGGAAAUGUGAUCAACAGUAAUUAGCUUCAAACUCUAAACAGAGUCUGUCUGAGCUUCUCCAAUACAAAUAAAUGGUAACAUUGUUACUGAGCUUAAUUUGUUUUACUUUCACACUGAUGAUCAGCUGCUGCUGUGACAUCAUUAAAGAGUCAUCUCUGAAACAUUUGGAAUCUUUUCUAUCUAUUUUCUUUGCACACAAUAUCUUUCAAUAUUAUUUUAUCACCAAUGAAUACAUACAUAAUUUAGUUGCGAAAUAUACUAGGUCUACCAUAUGUUUUGAGGUUUCCUUAAGUGCCAAACAAUUCAUGGCACAGAGUUAUUGUAAUAAUAAUAGCAGCUAAAGCAAACCGAUAUUGUUCUAAACUGUAUUAAAGUAAACAGGUAUUAUCUUGAACUGUAUUGAAGUGAACAUGUAUUAUUUGGGACUGUUUUGAAGUAAUCCUAUAUAUAUAAACCUUCUUACCUACACUCCAUAAGGCAGAUAUCACCAACACACACACAUACACCUCCUGUCUCCAUGCAGCACACACACAUAAACUCCUUGACCCAGAUAUCAGCAACACACACACACACACGCCUCCGCUUAUCAGCACACACACAUACACUUCCCCUCACUAACACACACAUGUUAUUUUUCAAGGUUCUUUCUGGGGCCAAUAUAAUCCCAAGCACCAAUAUAUCUGUGUACAAUGUUUGAUACCAAUAUAUCUGUGUACAAUGUUUGAUACCAAUAUAUCUGUGUACAAUGUUUAAUACCAAUAUAUCUGUGUACAAUGUUUGAUACCAAUAUAUCUGUGUACAAUGUUUGAUACCAAUAUAUCUGUGUACAAUGUUUGAUUGUUUAGGAAAGAAUAGUUUGUGUGAAACCUUCCCUGGGAAAUUAAAGGAGUUGAGUCCGGUGGAAGAUAAGAAGUGGCUCUCCACCCCAAAA